GGGAGUCGGAGCUUGGAGCCCUGGAGUCGUGACAUUUUAGUGUAUCUGGAUCAGAAGCUGGAAUCAAGCUUACGAUAAUAGAUAGAGCUGGAGUUGAAGCUGCCAGAAAUUUUAGUGGCUCCAGCUCCUAACCAUCUACUUGUUUUUCCACAUUCAUAAUUUUGUAAUACGCUAUAUAAAUAAUAAAAUCUAUCCUUCUCAGCUGCUUAUACAUCCAAUUUAUUAAUUUUAAAACUUUGAAGAUAGAUUUCACAACUUGGGUUGAUGUUUCAUUAUAGUGGUAUUCCCAAAAAAUUUUGAUGGUAUGGAGCCAGAACCAGAGCGGGAGCCUGACUUCUGGCUGAAAAAUAGUGCGCCGGAGCUGGAGCCACUGGGUAAUAAUUAUACUGUGGCUGUAGAGCUGGAGCCAUUGUUAUUUUUAAUCAGUUCCCAGUCUCUGGAUAUAAUAGCAUAUGAUGUUUAUUUAGAAUUGGUUUAUCUUUCCAUGAAUCAUUUUCACAUCUUCACUCAAAACAAGGCUUUCUAUUUUUAAAGGUACUGAAAUCCAUCCGGCGCACAAUUUUCUAGACCACCCAAUUCAAUGAUUUUUUUCUGUCACUGCUAUGUUAUGUUUAAAAUUUAUCGAAAGAUUAGAUUGAUAUAUAAUAAUUUAUAUUGUAAUUGUUCCUGCUUUCAAAAUACUUAAACAUAGCUCACUUCUAUCAAUUUAUACUCUUGUUGUUUUAAUUUUGAAAUUAUGAUACAAUAUGUUUUCAUAUAUCAUUUAUAACAAUAUAUUUCAAACCAGCACUUAAAAACCUCAAGAACUAUUUAAGAACUGCUUUUAGCCUACAAAUUUUAUUUGCAUUUGUAGUCUGCAUGAAGUAAUGUUUUUUCAUGAGCUUGUCUCAUAAGCAUGACUAUAUUUUUCCGACAGAAUGGUGCACAGUAGGCCUACAUGUGAAGUAAAUUUCCUUUCUCUGACUCUGAUGUAACACUCCGUACUGACCAUUAUUUAUUAGUCAACUUCUUUCUAUUUCCCUAUUGUUAGUCAUAUGUAUUAAACUCUUAACAUUUAUUCAAACUGUGCAAAAGUCAGAGUGUGAGUUGUGCGAAGCACUAGCUAAAAAAUCAAAUAUGUAUACGUGGUGAGGGAGGAAGGAAUAGAGAGAUCUAAAAUAGGUAAAGGGUGGAAUUCAUCGAAAAAGUUUGGAACAAUAUUUUUGUUGCAUUUUGCUCAGUAUAAAAUAAUUCUCUUAUAAAUUUUGAUGCCCUUUUUUAAUAUUUCCAGAAAUGUGUAACAAAAUGGUCUAGAAAGGGUAAUUGCGCAGCCGAUUCUGUCAUCCACUACUGGAAUCAGUGUGGAAUUGACAUAUAUACUUUAAUUCAACAUCAUGUUCAAGAUUUGAGUGGAAUACUGUCAGCUAAUGACUGAAAAGUUGUGGAAAUAAGUUAGUGGAUUCAAGAAUAAUAUCAGCAUGCAUGCUAACAAUCAAGGCUUUGUUUUCAACCCGGCCAUGCCAAAUGUUCGACCAGUUAUUGCGCCUAAUAUGAAUCAUGAUGCCCAAUAUAAUGCUCAUCAAGGACAAGUGAAUAUGGCAAUGAAUCCUGGUAUGAUGCUUCUACAGCAGCCCAACAAUGCUGAUCAAUGGCAACAUGGCAAUUUUGAUUAUACUAACCCAUGUUGGAUUGCUAUGUAUAGCUAUGAUGCUAAUGCAGAUGAUGAACUAUCAUUGCAGUAUGGUGAAACUGUGGAAGUUUUAUCCAAAGAUGCAGGGGUGUCGGGUGAUGAAGGAUGGUGGACUGGCAAAGUUGCAGACAAAGUUGGAAUAUUUCCAAGUAACUACGUUAGUCCAAAUGUGACCAAUAUCAAGCAGCAAAAAAAUGUUUAUAAAAAACUAGAUGAGGACGAUUCUCCUUGCGAACCAAUGGAUAUAAGUACAGAAGAAAUAUUUUCACCCGAAGAAUCACUUUUAAAAAGGAUAGAUUUUCAGGAUCUUCAAUUAAAUGAAAUCAUUGGCGUUGGUGGUUUCGGAAAAGUUUAUCAUGGAUUUUGGGGCAACAAAGAAGUUGCGAUAAAAGCUGCAAAAGUAGAUCCUGAUGAGGAUAUCAAAAGUACUAUCAAAAAUGUUGUUAAAGAGGCUCGCUUAUUCUCACUCUUAUCUCAUACAAAUAUCAUUUCUUUGGAAGGUGUUUGUUUGAAGCAACCUAAUCUUUGUAUUGUAUUGGAAUAUGCACAAGGUGGCGCAAUCAAUAGAUUUUUAACUCGUCGGAAACUCCCUCCACAAAUUUUAGUUGAUUGGGCUCUACAAAUCGCUGUUGGAAUGAACUAUUUGCACAAUGAAGCGGACACUCACAUCAUUCAUAGAGAUCUGAAGUCGAGUAACGUUCUUAUCAAAGAGCAAAUUUUGCCAAAUGAUGAUUUAUCGAACAAAACAAUGAAGAUUACGGACUUUGGUCUUGCCAGGGAAAUGUACAAAACAACCAAAAUGAGUGCAGCAGGAACCUAUGCAUGGAUGGCUCCAGAAGUUAUUAAAUCUUCAACAUUUUCUAAAGCUAGUGAUGUUUGGAGCUACGGCGUUCUUCUUUGGGAAUUAUUGACGGGAGAGCAACCAUAUAAAGGAAUAGAUGGUCUCGCUGUGGCCUAUGGCGUAGCAGUAAACAAAUUAACAUUGCCUGUCCCAUCUACUUGCCCGCAACCAUUUAAGGAAUUACUAGAGAGGUGCUGGAAUUCGAAUUCACAUGAACGUCCUUCGUUUCGUACAAUUCUCACCGACCUUGAAACAAUUGCAGAAUCUGAGUUUAUCACUGUGCCAACAGAUUCAUUCCAAUGUAUGCAGGAUGAUUGGAGAGAAGAAAUUCAAGCAAUGUUUGAUGAACUAAGAGCAAAAGAGAAGGAAUUACGGUCAAGAGAGGAAGAACUCACUCGAGCUGCAGUUCAACACAAACUACAGGCUGAGUAUUUAAGUAAAAAGCAAAGAGAAUUACAAGAACGAGAGGUUGGAAUCGUAGAGAGAGAAUUAAAAAUUGCCAUCCAUGAAGCUGCCCAACUCAAACCACCAAUACCAGCCAAGAGGCACGGAAGAUUUAAACGAAAUAAAUUAGAGAAAAGGGGAUGGAUUAGUGCUCCAACAAAUUUUGAACACAAGUUAUCAGUACAAGCAGAACAAGAAUCUGAAAAACAUAAAACAAUUCUUCACGAGUUUUUAGAAAAGGACAGUGCAAAUAAUUAUCUGCCCACUGAUCCACCAAGAGCCAUCAGACUUAAAACUAUUCAAAAUCCCACAGAAGACGAAAGUUCGAAUUCAUUUAAAAGAAAAACAUCUGCUACUAAAACACCAGAUCAAGUCCAUAUUGAUGAUAAUUCCAAAUAUGUUACCUAUCAAAAAUCAACUUCAGAUUCUAUAUUCAAUGGACCUAGUCACAUUGGUGAACUUGACCAAAACGAUGACAACGACAUAACAGUGCGACCAAAAAAUCUUCCCAUUGUUCCUGAAAAAACCAACAAUAAACAAGGCAGUUAUGAAAGCGAUGACUUCACUCCUCGUCCAACACCUGAAAGCAGUCGUGAAAACAGUUUAAAGAGAAUGAAUCACAGUCUACGUCAGAUGAUGAUUGAUAUUGCUUCAAUCCUGGCUGCUGUCGCACUCGGUAAAGACAUUCGUAGUUGCGCACAAAUUGCUUUGCCACCUAACUUAAUGGAAGAGGUUCCUACCUCCAUAAAUCCUAGUGUUACAAAACCUGGAAAAUCAUCUUCUAGUACAGUGAUGUCGUCCACUACUAAUAUCACUACAACGACCGUUUCAAAUGACCGUAGAACGCAGAUGGAUGUCACAGGACUAAAAGACGAGAAUAUGCAUCAUGAAGUCAUGGAAAAAUCUUUGGACAGUGACCCAUCAUCUGCUGUAACACAUUUAUCUUUAUCAACAGACUCCAUUCCAGCAUUAGAUUAUUUUGCUCAAAAUACAGAUAAGACUGUUCGUGUAGCAGACAAUGCAUCCCUAUUUCAGGCUGUCAGACAGCAUUCUAAUUUGCCUCAUGUUGCAUGUAGCGCACCUACUCUAACUUCCAAUUCAUAUACAAAUGAUAAAUGUGUCAAUGCCGGAUUUCACGCUGAAGAAGAGGAUCGUGGCAGAGUUAACUAUGCUGCUCAGCUUUCUCAUACAUCAGGGGAUAGCGGUGUUGCCAUGUCUCUGGACCAACCAAUACAUUUACCGCAAGAUCAGCAACAACAUGAUCGAAUCAGACAAAUAUCGACAAAUGCAUCAGAAAAAAAGAGAUCAUCCUGGGGGCCAACGGAAGUUGGACUAUCGGUAAUGGAUACUGGCAUGCACACAAAACGUGGACACAGAAGAACACCAUCAGAUGGUAGAGUUCCAAUGCCAUCAUUAGAAAACGCUGUCCGUGUCUUGAUUAAUCAAAAUGCACAAGAAAGAUCUGCAACCCCGGAUCCUGAUCCCGAAAUCUACAGACUGCCUGCUCCCACUGCAUCAUCACGUAGAAAAAGCGACCAAGGUGCCAUACAUGAUCCAUCACUGGAACGUCCUACCACACUCGCCAUUACACCUCGACCAAGACCAUUGCACGGAUCUGGAGCCAGAAGUUUAGACUCUUGGGGGUCGUCUGGGAAACCACACAAACAUUCACCCAUGGGUGCUUCUCCGGCUCCAGGGGUGGCAUCUAUAGGUGGUGGCAGUAUUUGUGGCACAUCAUCAAUAAGUGAGGAAGACUCGUCUACACCCACCGAUGGUACUUUACAUGUACCGGGGUAUGGGUCACAGCAACAAAGAGGGUACAACACUCCACAAACAUCAUCUGUGGUACCUUACUAUAAUAAUAGUCAGUUUUCACACAGCAUGGGAUUUCAACUGAGACCACCUCGACCAACAAACCCAUAUCACCAACCUCCAAUGCCCUACACUUCUGCGUCGUAUCCAAUGUUUAGGCAAGCACCUGACCCACACACUACAAUGUCUCCGGGAUCGUCUCACUUCCCAAAUUCACGACCUCUAAACACCACUGUCUCUGUAGCAACUGCUCCUUUACAACCCGUUCCGUCAUCACGUCCAUCUGUGGGAAGGUAUCCCAGUAGACCUAGCGGUAUGGGGGACACUCCACCUCGUGCUUCUCCAAGGCUGCAGCAUCAAUCUACAAGCAUACUCGAUCAAAACAUGGGUGAGGAGGAAGAUAUGCAUCACCCACUCAUGCGAUACAGCCCAAAAAAAGAACACACUCCAAUUACUUCAAAAAAUAAUGAGUAUAAUUUUAAAGAUUUUCAAAAUUUUUUGAUCUGAAAAUAAAAACUGAUAUACGGAUUUGUGAAUUGAAAAUGGAAUUCAAUCCUGAUUACUAUGAAGUAACUCGUUAAGUCCCGAGAUUCAUUCCCUAAUAGAAUGUAUUUUCCAAGCUGUAAUUUCAAAUUAAUUCCUAUGCUUUAAGCCAAGGGUGUGCAACCUGCAGACAAAAUGCGGCCCAAAAUGGAAAAAUUGUGUAGUCCGCGGAGAAGUGCCAAUUCUGAAUAGUGUGCAGCUUACGAAACAAGUUUUGAAUUUAGAUUAAUCUGGUACGUGCGAGUGAUUCCAAUUUCUUUGCAUUGCAAAGCCUAUACCUGAGUCCAAUUUAUUAUCUAUGCCUAUAAUGUUACAAUGCACUCACAGCUAGCUUGUGCGAAGUGAACAACGCAUGUUAUAAGAUCGAUAACCAAAAUUUUUGUACCUGCAACUACUAGAAAUAAAAUAAGAAUGCGGCCCGUGGUUUGACUCCCAGUUAUUUGUAUCUGACCUUCCUAUAUUAAAUGUUGCACAUCCCUGCUUCAAGCAUUUUGUAAUUAAGAGACAAUACUAAAUAAACUUAGUACUUGAUUUUUUGAGUAUAAAGUUUUGAUAGUGACAAAAUUUUAUGUUUAAAUUAUUUGUGGGAGAUCGUAUAUAAUUUGAUAAAACAUUUCUGCAUAUAAAUGAAUAGCUUAAUACAAUUUUUUAUUAGACAUUGUUUUCGACUUGGGUCCAGAGUGCAACAAGCUUUGGGAUAUUAUCCCUAAUGCUGUACAGCUGUGCAGUCUAUGUCUGUUGGGAUAAUAGAUUUUAGUAUGAUGAAUGAUAAUUUGCUAAAAUAAAAAUAAUUCUAUUUAUAAAUAUAAAGUAUUAUGGUUUUGUAUUCCUAUUUGAUAAUCUUUAUUCGAAUAUGCCCAUCUCAACUUCAUUUAAAAUUGAAAUCUUUGAAUAUGGAAUAAACAAUUGAGAUGUUUUAUCCAUGGCCUUUAAUGCAUUUUUGUGACAAGCAACUUUUUUUGUCAUUCUACUUCCAAUUUGCAAAAAAUUCGCAUGUUUUAAAUUUUACAAACAAAAUUAGAUACACAUUAUGUUAUGGGUUAGCUUUAUAUAUAUUAGGACAAAAUACUUGUUUUGAAAAUAUUUUCUAGUAACAGAAACGUGGAUAUUUAGAAAUUUGAGCUCUAACUGAGUUAUAAAAAGAUUUGCAGUAAGCUUCAGGGAAAAAAUUUUCAAGUACAUUAGUGGUCUCUUGGCUAAUGCUGACUUGAUUUUUUGACCAAAAUGUUUUUUAUCUUCAAAUAAAUUUUUGAAUUUCUAAGAUUCUGUGUUCCCAUGGUAUAUUUUGUGUUAUUUGUUUCUAUUUAACUUCAUCAGAGGUCUAAAAUGAAUUGGAUUUUUUUUUAUAAAAUUUUGCUGCUACUGCUGUAAUGUAAAAUUGACUUUACAAAACAUGCUGGCUAUUUUUUCUUUUCUUUUUAGUAUCAAACUUCACUUUAUACUGUGCUCAAUUUUUGUUACACAGUAUGUAAUCGUAAUCCUUAUAUUUUCUGUUUUUCUAUUUUUAUUUUCAUUGUUGCUUUUCCAGGGCAAGUCGUCAGAGUAAAAAUUGAUCGAAAUGUAAGGCAUUGGUUUUAUACAAUGGCAUUUUGAUUUCUGAAUUCCCCCAGUUCACUUUGUAAAUCUAUCUUAUCAGCUUGAUAGUUCCACGCGACCUCGUCGUCAUAUAUUCUUGUAGCAAAAUUUAACAUAAUAAUAGUAUACACCCAGAUAUCAUGACCUAAACAAUUAAUUUUAACAUUCAAAAGCCUCAUGAAAUGUGUAUUAAAUUUCAUAUAAUUGAUAAGACGCCAGAAACACAGGAAACGCGAUGUAUUUUUUUGAAUUGGUGGUAGCUUUAGUUUUAACUUUUAAAAUGGAAGAUCAGAAAUGGAUUUUUUUGGUUUAUAUCGUUAGUUAUUACCUGCACAAGUAUUCUACCACCAGUUUUGACAUGAUUUUUAACGGACAUUUCAGCAUUGAGAUCGUCUGAUUCUGAAGUAUAUAUCUAUUCAAUUUAGCGAAAUAUAUUUUGAUUCUAUGAUAAGCUCUUCAGCAUCGUUCAACAAUUUCUAUGAGAAUUCAAAAUUUUAUGUUCUUAUCCAUGCCCACUGUUGCACCCAUUGUGUAAUGAGGGUUGAAAACUAUGCUAAACUUACAGGCUUGUCUGUAGCUUUGUUCAGAUCAAAAGCGAAAUUAUAAAAUCAGAAAAACAUACAAAAUUUAUAUGGGCAAUUUAAUAGACUGUAUUGAUUGAGAUUGUUUAUUAACUGCACAUACUUAACAUGGAUGGUUCUAGGAAAAUUCGUCGCAGGAAAUUUCGCAGCAUAGCCGCAAGAGCAUUUUGCUGUAAAACAAGUAUUUGUGAUAAAAACAGUUAGGUUUUUGAAUUAUCUUUUUGUUUAAAAAAGAUUCGUUAUUUAGGAGCAUACCCUAACCCAAUGCGGCGAGAUUUCCUUCGACGAAUUUUCCUGACACAACAUGGACCUCUUCGGAAGCAUUUAAAUUCAUCAUAUUGCUUACAUUUCAUGAAAUUUCAAGUUCAAAGUUUCGGAAAAAAGCUCCAUUUAUUUUCAUUAUUUGUUCUUGGUGGUGUAGCAACUGUACAAAGACUGAACAAAAAUGAAGUUGAGUUCAAAUUACUUUCAAACGAGGGACCAAAUUUGUAUGAGGAUAAGCAAUUGUUCAUUAAAUCAUCUUUAUUAACUCAAUUCCAGUGAAAAUGCCAUUGCCUUCUAUAUGUUCUGAAGUUAAUUUUACUUGAAAUAUAAAAACGUUUUAUAAAAUGAAACCUAUUUAGUAUAAUAAACGUUUUUUUCUGUAUGGAAAAAUUUAUAGUUUCCUGCCUGUCAGUUCAUUUAUAUUUAUUUCCAUGUUUACUUCUCCUUUCAUUUAUUCAUGCAAUUCUGGUAUUUUAACUAUCAAGGGCAGCGUCGACAUAUUCUCCUUAUAUUUGUGGUCGAGUUUUAUGGGUUCGCUAUUCUUUAGUAUACCUUGACAUCAGUGGGGUGGGAGAAAAAAAAUAAUGGCAGCACUGUAACUUGUCUUUGGAUUGUGCUGACCAGUCACACUUGAAUGAUUUCUGAUUUUCACACUGUUUCUUUUGUCGUGUCCAAAUUUCUUUAUCUUGUUCUUUUGAAGAAAUGUUUCAUGAUAAAUAGUUUGGUCUCCUCCAAUUCCUGAUUAGCGAUGUUCAUGCCCUUCUUUGUCAACCAUGAUCUGAAGAUAUUUCUUUCAUGUCAAGUUUCAACCAUUUGUAUUUUUUAAUCGUUUUUUUGGUCAAGUGGAAAUAUAUAGUACCAUGCCAUGCGUCUUAUCAAUAAAAUAAUACUCAAUUUUCAUCUUUCUUGGACUAUUUUUCUAUCUUAUCUAUAAUAUAUAUUAUCGGUCUAUCUAUUCUAUAUAUGUGUGUUUGUAUGUAUGUGUGUGUGACUGGUUGUGUGUUCGGCAUAAUCGUUUGUUCAUUUUAUAUUUGUAGCGAAUAUGUCUUGUUGAUGUUGUAUAUGCCACUACAUCACAGUUUUACUCUACACCUUGCUCUCUUGGAGAUAUUUUAAUCUAGUCCUAAAUAUAUCUAUGAUAUAUAUGACUCUCUGAAGCAUAGUUCAUGGUAAAUUUAGGGCUGGAUGAAAUAUACUAUUCUGUCAUCAUCGCUGACAUAAAAUAAAGACUGUACUCUUAUGCAAAA
Messenger RNA from Styela clava, 8976 nucleotides. RefSeq lists its product as uncharacterized. Gene Ontology annotation, molecular function: protein binding; ATP binding; JUN kinase kinase kinase activity. The record is from RefSeq and is a predicted model, not a curated record. Gene Ontology annotation, biological process: protein phosphorylation. NCBI's taxonomy places the organism in Eukaryota, Metazoa, Chordata, Ascidiacea, Stolidobranchia, Styelidae.